Messenger RNA from Vombatus ursinus (common wombat), 1305 nucleotides. It is a transcript of the gene KLF6, whose product is annotated as Kruppel like factor 6. Lineage: Eukaryota; Metazoa; Chordata; Mammalia; Diprotodontia; Vombatidae. Gene Ontology annotation, molecular function: DNA-binding transcription factor activity, RNA polymerase II-specific; RNA polymerase II cis-regulatory region sequence-specific DNA binding. The record is from RefSeq and is a predicted model, not a curated record. The coding region runs from base 280 to 1134 and encodes 284 amino acids. The transcript has 4 exons. Gene Ontology annotation, biological process: regulation of transcription by RNA polymerase II.
GGCAGAAGAGGUUUGAAUAGGGAAGUUUUGCAGGGGUUACGUUUGCAGUCAGUUCAGUGUUUGCAAAUAUUGUGUAGGCUCCUGAGCAAGUCUCUGUGAUCCAGGAGAAUCAGAAUCUGAGGCUUCUAAUUGCUGUGCAAUUGAGUUUGCAUGAAACUUUCACCUCUUCUGCAGGAAUUGACUCUUGUGAUUUCGGGAGAGAGUUUUAAAUCUCUCUGACUACAGACCACACACCUCCCUAUUUUUUACAACAGAAUUGACUUUAUUUUCCAACCAGACAUGGAUGUUCUCCCAAUGUGCAGCAUCUUCCAGGAACUCCAGAUUGUGCAUGACACUGGUUACUUCUCAGCUUUACCAUCCCUGGAAGAAUAUUGGCAACAGACCUGCUUAGAGUUGGAACGGUACCUCCAGAGUGAACCCUGCUGUGUGUCAGCAUCGGAUAUUAAAUUUGAAAGCCAAGAAGAUCUGUGGACCAAAAUUAUUCUGGCUCGAGAGAAAAAGGAAGAAUCAGAACUGAAAAUUUCUUCUAGUCCUAAAGAGGACAGUCCAAUCAGUCAGAGUUUCAGCCAGAGCCUAGAGACCAACAGCUUAAAUUCAGAUGUGAGCAGUGAAUCAUCUGACAGCACUGAGGAACUUUCACCUACUACUAAAUUUACCUCUGAUCCAAUAAGUGAAGUCUUAGCCAAUUCAGGAAAUUUGAGUUCUUCUGUCACUUCCACUCCUCCUUCUUCCCCGGAACUGGGCAGAGAACCUUCCUCUCAACUGUGGAAUUGUAUGCCUGGUGAAUUGCAUUCACCAGGUAAAAUUCGUACUGGGACUGUGGGCAAGACUGGUGAGAAGGUCAGUGGUGAUGCCUCCCCAGAUGGCCGGAGACGAGUCCACCGGUGCCAUUUCAAUGGCUGUCGGAAAGUCUACACCAAAAGCUCGCAUCUCAAAGCACAUCAGCGCACUCAUACAGGAGAAAAGCCUUACAGAUGCUCAUGGGAAGGGUGUGAAUGGCGUUUUGCAAGAAGCGAUGAGUUAACAAGACAUUUCAGAAAGCACACGGGUGCCAAGCCUUUUAAAUGUACUCACUGUGACAGGUGUUUUUCCAGGUCUGAUCACCUGGCCCUUCACAUGAAGAGGCACCUCUGAAUGAGUCAAGAGGUGAAUCCUGUGGGCUAAGCGGCUGCAAGGUUGAGACAGCCUUGUGAGGAGGGAUGCGUGUCCCAGCCAAAAAGCAUGCCAUUUUGCACCCUACCCAGUUGCCUCCAGGACCUCUAACUUGAAGGUCUUUUGAGGGCUAAUAAAGUCAUGUAAGAAGUG